Messenger RNA from Schistosoma margrebowiei, 1072 nucleotides. NCBI's taxonomy places the organism in Eukaryota, Metazoa, Platyhelminthes, Trematoda, Strigeidida, Schistosomatidae. The record is from the annotation of a GenBank genome assembly.
CAACAUUUGAACUUGUCAGCUUGACUAUAUAAUGGUGACAAAACAGCCGCAAAUUUAACAUAUUGCGUUAUGGAUACUUUGUUGUAUCCAAUAGUUAUUGCUGUCGUUGUGUGUUUUGUAACUGUUAUACUCUAUUGGUUAUCAGUCAGAAAGAGACUUAGAAACGUGUUGUUUAUUGGUGCUUGUGAUUCAGGGAAAACAACUCUUUUUUCUUCUAUUCUAUAUGGAAAUCCAUCUUCCACUUUUACAUCUCUCAAUGAGAAUGUUGGGAAUCUAAAAACAGAUAAAAAAGCUCUUGUUCUUGUAGAUGUUCCUGGCCAUGACAAAGUUCGAAACGAGAUAAUGAACAAAUAUAAAUCGGAUACUUUGGCAUUGGUAUUUGUCAUAGAUUCAAAGUCUAUUCAAAAUGACGUAAAAGAUGUUGCUGAGCAAGUCUUCCUAUUCUGUAUAACAAUCACCGACACGUUUUGUAGGUUUUUGUACAAUAUACUUGUGGAUAAGGUUUUUGUAAAGAAUCGCGUAAAAUUACUAGUAGCUUGCAAUAAACAAGAUGCUACCACGGCAAAAGGUGUCAGUGUAGUGACUCAUUUGCUUGAAAAAGAAUUGAAUACUCUUACAUUUACACGUACUGGUGCGCUUGCUGGCCUCGAUCAGUCCACCAUAUCAACAUUGACAAAGCCGGGAGUGACCUUCACUUUUGCAAAAAGUCGUUUGCCGGUGGAUUUCGUCGAAAUUUCUGCUACAAAUAAUGCUUCUGCAAUUCAUAAGUGGCUUGUGCAAUUAUAAGUUUGCGAGAAAACUUACUUUUUUUGUAUUAAAAGAUACAUGAGUUCUCCUCUUGUUAAUACAUUUUUACCAACAUUAUGUUUCUUGUGAAUAUGCUGUAAUUUCAUUUCACCACUCCGUUGAAUAUUCAUGGGUAUUAUCUAUCGGUCAGAUUACUUACGGAUAAUAUAUAUUCUUUUGAUGGUUCAUAGUGAACUGCUACCUCGAAAUGUUGUAAAAUAAACUAGUGCACUAUUGCUAUUAUAAAGUGUAGGUGACCCUUUAACAGCAGGAUGCAUGAAAAUGG